This is a messenger RNA of Xenopus laevis (African clawed frog), 1641 nucleotides long. It is a transcript of the gene cibar1.L, whose product is annotated as CBY1 interacting BAR domain containing 1 L homeolog. Gene Ontology annotation, cellular component: ciliary transition zone; cilium; centriole. NCBI's taxonomy places the organism in Eukaryota, Metazoa, Chordata, Amphibia, Anura, Pipidae. The record is from RefSeq and is a predicted model, not a curated record. The coding region runs from base 243 to 1031 and encodes 262 amino acids. The transcript is spliced from 9 exons. Gene Ontology annotation, biological process: cilium assembly.
GAAGCGUGCGCCCUGAUUGGUUGAUCUUCGCCGGGUUUCCCUCGUCUAGUAUCGUGAUUGGUGCGCUUGAACGCGCCUCCUCGCUGCGGGCUUCGGUUUGUAGGAGAAAGGAGGCGAUACAGAUUUCAGUCAGUGGGACCUGUCCAUUGGUACCAUGAUGGCUCUGCCGGCAUCAGCAAAGAAGUUUUAAGAUGCAAAUUUGAUGUUGAUUUCCUGAUCCUGGAGAAAAAUUGACCGUCACAAUGAGCCAGACCCCGGAAGCCAGGACUAGAGACAAUCAGACCAGACAGAUACAAGAAAGUGUUAACAAUGUGGAAAAACAUUUUGGAGAGCUGUGCCAAAUCUUUGCCGGUUAUGUCCGUAAAACUGCUAGGCUUCGAGACAAAGCUGACCUACUUGUGAGAGAAGUCAAUACAUAUGCAGACACCGAAACACCAACAUUAAAACAUGGAUUGAAAAACUUUGCUGAUGAAUUUGCCAAACUGCAGGAUUACCGUCAAGCUGAGGAGGACCUCAAAGUGACCUUGAGUGCUAGGAACCGAGAAGCAAAACAAAUGGCUCAGCUUGAAAAAACUCGCCAGAGAAAUCCAUCAGAUCGACAAAUUAUAUCACAGGCUGAAACAGAACUGCAAAGGGCAACAAUGGAUGCAGCAAGAAUUAGCCAGCAGCUCGAAGAAACAAUCGACAAUUUUGAGAAGCAAAAAAUUAAAGAUAUAAAGAAACUAUUUGCAGAGUUUGUAACUAUCGAAAUGGUGUUCCAUGGAAAAGCUCUGGAGGUGUUAACAGCUGCAUAUCAGCAUAUUCAAGACAUUGAUGAGGAAGAAGAUCUCGAGGUUUUCCGUAACUCACUCCAUCCUCCAGAUUUUCAGUCUCGGUUAGAUAUAGUUCGUGCCAACUCCAGAAGUGGCUCAACAAGCAGAGCACCCUCUGUCAUAUCACAACCUCCAGGAAACCGACAAAAAAACAGAAUGGAAGAUGAUGAGGAUGGAGAAGAUGACAAUGAUGAGAAUUCAACAGAAGAUGAGAAUUAGUAUUAAAGGAUUUAUAGUUAUGAAAUGCUCAAAACAUUAACAAGUCAUUGAUGGAAAAUGAGCUCUGCAGUCUGAUUGCCUCCUGAUUGGAUCCAGGGUUAUUUGUUAUUUGAAAAUAUUGCCGAUCUGGGAGUUUAAGGGGCAAUGUACCCCUUUUUCAACAUGAGUGCAAUGAAUAGGGCUUGUGCUAAACAUACUUCUUGUGUGUUGUAUUAAUAAGGGAAAACUAUGUUUUUUAUUUGUUUGCGCUCAACAGGUUGAAUUGUGAAAUUUAAAGUCACAUUCUACUUCCAGUUCUUAAAAGCACAAUCAAAACAAAUCAGUCUGCCAAGAAGCUCUCUGUAUAUAAAAUCAAUUCCCUGCUGUUUAGUGCAAGAAAUAACAAAAGCCAUAGAUAUUCCUUAAUUAAAACACUAAGCAAAACUUGUGUUCAGCCCUAGUAAUUGCUCUCCUGUUGAUCAAGGGGGUAUAAUGGCCCCUAUAAUAAUAUUUGUAUAUGUUUGUAAAAUGUGUUGUUGAUAUAUGAAUACAAACUAUAGCUAUUUUCACUAUAGAGCAGCAUAACUUAUAUGGCUAUACAAAUGUAUUUUAAUAAAUGCUCUUAUGUAUA